CUUUGCUCCUUGUGACAGUCACAACUGUAUAAUUUCCAAAAACGUGCUAGAGCAAAGUCUUUUCGAUUCACAAUUUUCACAUCCCCUCCCCUUCCCUCCCCCGUAUUCUCCUGGUCUCUUCAGCUUCUCUCCAAUGAUGAAAGAUUCCGAUUUGUCUUCCCUUAUUCGACUUAACAUUGUUUUCUCGUUGUCGGAUUUGGUUACACCAAAAGUUAAUGCCUUCAACUGAACAAAAAUCUGUGGGCAGGAGGGAAGAAAUUUUGUACUACUAUUGAUACAUUGACCUGCCGUGAGCCUGACUCCAUGCUGGCAGCUAUGUUCAGUGGUCGCCAUACGUUGUGUCAGGACUCUGAGAAGGGAUAUGUCUUUGUUGAUAGGGAUGGAAAGCAUUUUCGGCAUAUUCUAAACUGGUUAAGGGAUGGUGUUGUUCCCACAUUGACAGAUUCUGGAUAUUCAGAGCUCAUGAGAGAGGCAGAAUAUUACCAGCUACUUGGACUAAUAGAAGGAAUCAGUUCUGUUUUGAAUAAGAGGAAGGAAGAUGAUGACUUGGGUGCUGAAUUGACACGUACUGAUAUCAUCAAGUGCAUACAGUCUGAAAGAGUUAGAUUUCGGGGAGUUAAUCUUUCCGGCCUUGAUCUCUCUAAAUUGGAUCUUUCAUUUGUGGAUUUCAGCUUUGCCUGUCUUAAAAGUGUAUUCUUCUCACGUGCAAAUCUUCAGUGUGCAAAAUUUCGGGAUGUGGAUGCUGAGGGUUCUAUUUUUCACAAUGCAACUUUGCGUGAGUGUGAAUUUACUGGGGCAAAUCUUCGUGGAGCUUUACUAGCUGGUGCUAAUCUUCAGAGUGCAAAUCUUCAAGAUGCCUGUUUGAUAGAUUGUAGCUUCUGUGGGGCAGAUCUUCGUUCUGCACACUUACAGACUGCUGAUCUCACAAGUGCCAACUUAGAGGGAGCUAAUCUUGAAGGAGCCAAUUUGAAGGGUGCAAAAUUAAGUAAUGCCAAUCUUAAGGGUGCAAACCUCCAACGAGCUUAUUUACGACAUGUUAAUCUUCGAGAUACACAUUUGGAAGGUGCUAAGCUUGAUGGUGCCAACUUGCUUGGAGCAAUCAGAAGUGUGAGGUACAUAUUGGAAGGACCAUGCUCAAGGAAAAUCAAAGUCAAAUCCAAUGAAUACAAACAGUUUUCAUUAACUUGAUAAAUGGUAUCAUGAGAUUUUUAUGACUUGUGGAUGC
This is a messenger RNA of Theobroma umbraticum, 1225 nucleotides long. RefSeq names its product potassium channel tetramerization domain-containing protein / pentapeptide repeat-containing protein. Gene Ontology annotation, biological process: protein homooligomerization. Gene Ontology annotation, molecular function: protein binding. Lineage: Eukaryota; Viridiplantae; Streptophyta; Magnoliopsida; Malvales; Malvaceae. The record is from RefSeq and is a predicted model, not a curated record.